Sclerotinia sclerotiorum 1980 UF-70 is the source of this 603-nucleotide messenger RNA. RefSeq lists its product with no specific name. NCBI's taxonomy places the organism in Eukaryota, Fungi, Ascomycota, Leotiomycetes, Helotiales, Sclerotiniaceae. Bases 1 to 603 code for a protein of 200 amino acids. The transcript has a single exon. The record is from RefSeq and is a predicted model, not a curated record.
AUGCGAUGGUCAAAUCUUCUCCAGCCUAGCACUCAGGCUAGCAAGGGCGAGGAUAAUCCAACUAACAAAUUACCGUCUGACACUGAUGAGAGAGCCAAAAGUUGUGAACCCUCUCCCCCUGCAUCGACUACCCCAUCCGACACCGAUGAGAAAGCCACAAGUCAUGAAACCCCUCCUCCCACACCAACCCAUUCACUAGACCCCUACCGGCGCUUUUCCAUCACACUCCCUUUCCCACCCUUCUCUCCAAACACCAAACCCAAAUCCUCCCCCGAUUGCCUCACAGACGAAGCUCUCCUCGUCCUAACAUCCCAACCACUCAUCCACGGCGGAACCUGGAGCUCUCCUCGCAAGCCCAAAUGCAAAAAACGAGCCAAAGAAAAAGUAUACACAGGCACAGGGGAGACACCGCGACAAAAAUCCCCGAGCGAACUAGCUCGUGAGAAACAAUGGAUUAGCAAGCGAAAAACGGCCCGGGGGGAUCAGAGACGGGAAAUAGAAGAUACGACUAUGAAUCAGGUGAGGGGUAGAGAUCGAUGGACCAAGCCUGAGCCGGAAGAUGGGUUGGAUGUUGCGAAUUGGUGUAGAGGGGUUUGGCAUUGA